Aspergillus aculeatinus CBS 121060 is the source of this 834-nucleotide messenger RNA. RefSeq names its product putative BAP31 domain protein. The record is from RefSeq and is a predicted model, not a curated record. The coding region runs from base 178 to 816 and encodes 212 amino acids. Gene Ontology annotation, biological process: endoplasmic reticulum to Golgi vesicle-mediated transport; intracellular protein transport. Lineage: Eukaryota; Fungi; Ascomycota; Eurotiomycetes; Eurotiales; Aspergillaceae. Gene Ontology annotation, cellular component: endoplasmic reticulum; endoplasmic reticulum membrane. The transcript has 5 exons.
CAGAAACUGCAAAAAGACCACCUCAUCCCCCGUACACACAACAGACAAUCUUCCUCUUCUUCACAAGCAUCGGCCAAUUGGUGACUAUAUCAGGGGUCUUUAUCCCGGCUAUCUGUGGAAUUAUAAUUUGUCUUUGAGAAUUCUACGCAGCGCAACUGUUUCAUCAACCUAUACAAAAUGACUCUCUACUACAGUCUUGUCUUCUGCCUUUUGGUGUUCGAGAUGGCGGUCUUCAUGGGCCUCAUCAUUCCUCUUCCGUUCACCGUUAAGAGGAAGCUCUUUGCCUUCAUCUCAGAAAGUCCUAUAGUGGCCAAAUUACAAUAUGGGCUGAAGAUCACAUUCAUCUUCAUCCUCAUCCUCUUCAUUGACAGCGUCAACCGCGUCUAUCGGGUGCAGUUAGAGUUAGCUUCCUUCAAGGAGGGCGGUCCUAUGGGAGCCGCCGCCCUUGGCACAGACCGUAUGGAAGUCCAGGCCCGCAAGUUCUACUCGCAGCGCAACAUGUACCUGUGCGGCUUCACUCUCUUCCUGUCUCUCAUCCUCAACCGCACCUACACCAUGAUCCUUGAGGUUCUUCGCCUGGAGGACCGCGUCAAGCUUCUGGAGGGUGACAAGCGCGCUGGUGGCAAGGACUCCGCUCGUCUCGCGCAGGCCGGCGAUGUCGGCGAGAUCGGCCGUCUCAAGCAGGAGCUCGAGGCCAAGGAUCGUGACAUCGAGACUCUGAAGAAGCAGUGCGAGGGUCUCACGGCUGAGUACCAUAAGCUGGGUGACCAGGUCUCCGCUGGCAACAAGGAUGUCGCUCCCAAGAAGGAUCUGUAAGCGAAGGACAAGGCGCAA